ACCGUCUUUUCCUACGUCUUCUAAAAUCCGCGCUUUUUUCAUUUCUCUCCUUUCUCCGGAGAUGGCCUUUUCGCUCUGCAAUGGCGAAAGAGCCGUCGUUGUUCUCUACAUAUCUCGGGUCAUGUUCUCCUCCUUACCUUCCUCUCUCUUCUUCUACGAAUCGAUCGGUCUCCUUCUCCUCGCCUUUGCCGGCCUCUUCGUCGAGAUCUCCGCCGAGUAUUCCAACGCUCUCGAUCGCUUCAAAACCAGGCCAGGGGCUUCGUCAGGGAUACUGCUUGGAACAGUUACACUGCCCACUGUCAUGCUCUCACGGUUGAUACAAUUGUCAAGAGCACUCUCAGAACACGCUAUAGAACCUGAAGAACUAGAAUUUCUGAAUGUGCAAUAUUGGGCUGUAUCUGCAAGCUGCUUUGGGGUGCUUGUCUUGCUUUAUGCAGUUAUAUGGCAUUCGGCCACAAGUUCUUCACAUUCAGGCAGUGUGCAGGACUCAUUGUGUACCUUACUUUACUUGGUUCUCUAUGCAGCAGUAUGCUAUAUGUCUCUUUCAUCAAAGUCAUAUAGUGGUUGGCACAUAUGGACGAAGUUACUAUGGAUAGUUUGCCAUGGGCUGGCAUCACUGAUACUAAUCCAGCAUAUAUUUCAUACUUUUCCAUUGUGUACAUCAAUAGGGGAAGCACUUUUAGUUACUGGUGGUCUUGUAUUUUAUUUCGGUGAUAUGCUGGCAUUUACUCUUGCAAAGAUCAAUGAGUAUGCACUGUCAUCGAAAUUAACUACUAUCCAACUUGGAAUUAGAAGAAGUGAGAUAAGCACCAUUUCACAGGGAGUGUUGCUUGGCCUUCUCCUUCUGCCAAUCUUUUACAAGUUUGUUCUUCGAAUUUGGUUACACUUCACAAGGCUGAUCAACCAUGGAGCUCAUGCAGCUGAAGGAAUGACAUGUGAAGGGAUUGGGAGAUCGAUUCUCUUUUAUGCUUCUAUGGCAGUUACCUUGAUUAUAAUUGUUCCAACAUGGAUGCAAUUUGUCCAGGAUUUUCAUGGUCAUCCUGUGCUAUGGAUUUCUACUUUUGUGUUCACGGAACCACUCAAACGAUUAUCACUAUGUAUCUAUUGGAUAUGUGUUAUAUGUGCAUCGGUUUUGCGGUUCUACAAUAUUUCAAAAAACAGCAAGAUCGAAAGGAUUCUUCUUCGAAAAUACUACCAUCUAGUUGCAGUUAUAAUGUUUGUGCCCGCUCUUCUUUUUCAGCCAAAAUUUCUGGAUCUAGCAUUUGGUGCAGCUUUGGCAGUUUUCCUGGUACUAGAAAUGAUUCGAGUUUGGAGAGUUUGGCCUUUGGGGCACCUUGUACAUCAGUUCAUGAAUGCUUUUACAGAUCAUCGUGACUCAGAUAUUCUUAUUGUCAGCCAUUUUUCCCUCUUACUUGGCUGUGCACUUCCAAAAUGGUUGUCUUCUGGGUUCAAUGAUCGUCCACUGACUCCUUUUGCUGGAAUAUUGAGUCUAGGAAUUGGAGACACAAUGGCAUCAAUGGUUGGCCACAAGUAUGGCAUCCUCAGGUGGAGCAAAACUGGGAAAAAAACCGUUGAAGGUACUGCAGCUGGUAUAACAUCCGUCCUGGUGGCUUGCUCAGUUCUCGUCCCACUUCUAGCAUCAACUGGUUUUAUACUCUCUCAGCACUGGUUAUCACUGCUAAUAGCAGUCACAAUAAGCGGCAUGUUGGAGGCCUACACAGCACAGCUUGAUAAUGCUUUUAUUCCCCUUGUGUUUUACAGCCUCCUGUGUCUGUGAACAUCUGCUGAAGAAAAAUCCCAUACACACAUGUAAAUAUGAUUAGAGAAGGGGUUGAACCUGUGGAGGUUUGAGUGACCCCACUUAACUGAAAUAAUAGAUAAAUUUACAGUCCCACGAUUCUUUAUCAUGCGCUUUGUCAUUCUUCCAUUGUACAUGAGAGUUCGCCUUUUCCGAAUUCAUAUAAGAAAUCACGACAGCCUGUUGUAUCCUUUUUAUUUUUCACAGAAAAUGAGCUACCUUUCUUU
Molecule: messenger RNA, 2025 nt
Organism: Magnolia sinica
Lineage: Eukaryota; Viridiplantae; Streptophyta; Magnoliopsida; Magnoliales; Magnoliaceae
Product: dolichol kinase EVAN
Exons: 14
Coding region: 62-1777 (571 amino acids)
Biological process (GO): dolichyl monophosphate biosynthetic process
Cellular component (GO): endoplasmic reticulum membrane
Molecular function (GO): dolichol kinase activity
Source: RefSeq, a predicted model, not a curated record